Stylonychia lemnae is the source of this 1071-nucleotide messenger RNA. The record is from the annotation of a GenBank genome assembly. Lineage: Eukaryota; Ciliophora; Spirotrichea; Sporadotrichida; Oxytrichidae.
AUGGUCUCAACUACACCAGCCAAGAUGGAAUAUAGAUACCUAGGCAGCUCAGGUAUUAAAGUUUCAGUUUUCUCUUUCGGAAACUGGCUUAAUUCUAACAAAUAAGAAGAUUACGAGAUAACCAGAGAUGCUAUCAAGAUCUGCUUUGAAAAUGGAGUUAACUUCUUUGAUACAGCUGAGGUUUACGGUAAUGGAAAUGCUGAAAGUCAAAUGGGCAAAGCAUUCAAGGAGCUAGGCUACAGAAGAGAAGAUCUUGUAGUCUCAACUAAAAUCUUCAAAUGUGGAGCUGGAGUCAAUGAUUCUUUCCUAUCAAGAAAACACAUCGUUGAAGGUCUAAGAAAUUCCCUCAAGAGAUUGGAAAUGGAUUACGUAGAUGUUGUCUUCUGUCACAGACCAGAUUUCGAGACUCCACUUGAGGAAACAGUCAGAGCUAUGAGCUAUGUCAUUGAUCAAGGUAUGGCAUUCUACUGGGGAACCUCAGAGUGGCCAGCAGAUAGAAUUUCAAAGGCCAUCGAACUCUGUACAAGAUUGAAUCUUCACAAGCCUAUUGUUGAAUAACCUCAAUAUAGCAUGCUAUGGAGGUCUUCAUUCGAAAAGGACUAUAGAAGAAUCUUUGGUGAGUACAGAUAUGGAAGCACUAUCUGGUCACCUCUAGCUGGAGGACUCCUCACAGGAAAGUAUAACUCAGGUGUUGCUCCAGAGGGAAGCAGAUACGACGUUCACAAAUACCUCGACCCAAUCUGGUCUAAAUGGAUGGCAGAAGACAAGAAGGAAGGCACAGUUACUAAACUCAGAGCUCUUGGAGAUCUUGCCAAAGAGCUUGGCUUUACUCAAGCUCAACUUGGUCUUGCUUGGGCUAUCGCAAAUAGAGAUGUCUCAACUUGCAUCCUUGGAUUCUCAAGAAUCGAGUAAGUUACUGAAAACCUCAAGGCAAUUGAGCUCUACUAACAGUGGAAUGCUGACAUCGAGAAGAAGGUCAGAGACAUUCUCGGAAAUGACCCAGAAGUCGAUAUGGACUGGAGAAAAUGGUCUCCAAUGCCAUUCAGAAGAGAUGAAGCACAAAAGUUAUGA